This is a messenger RNA of Porites evermanni, 1291 nucleotides long. The record is from the annotation of a GenBank genome assembly. Lineage: Eukaryota; Metazoa; Cnidaria; Anthozoa; Scleractinia; Poritidae.
AUGUGCCUCCGCCUUGGUCAGCUUAUCAAGGAGAAAUUAAUUCAAAGGGUCAGGGAUGCCAAGUGGUUUACUAUCUUAGUUGACGAGGUGACGGAUUGUGCUACCUUAGAGCGCCUGUUGAUCUAUAUUGGUUAUGUUGAUGAGGAAGGGAAGACACAUUUUGAUUUUCUUGAGGUAAAAGAUGUUCUUCAUUCAUCAGAAUCAGCAGAUUCUGAGACUCUCACAAGGAUCAUCACUGAGGAGCUGAAAGCAUGCGGUCUAAACCUUGCUUUAGUUUGUGGUUUUGGCUCAGAUGGCGCUAGUUUCAUGACUGGCAAAAAUAAUGGUGUUGGUGCCAGACUUCAGAAAGUGUGUAGCAUCAUGGUACGCAGUCACUGCAUAAACCACCGGCUUGCCUUGGCAUGCAGUGAAGUACAUCCAGACCAUCGAAGUUACCCUUUGUCAGUUGUGGAAGUGGCUGGAGUACCAAAAAUGCUGUUCAGCAUUUGUAAAGGUCUGUGUGUCACUUCAGAAAAUAAAGCUGGCUACUGCUAAUGAUGACCACACAAAACAGAAAAAGCUGUCCAAGUCUCUGGCAGUGAAGUUACAGAAAGCUUGCAGGACAAGGUGGCUUUCAACUGGCCAAAGUGUUUCAAGCAUCUGCCGAAACCUUCUUGCCCUGAUACAGACAUUGAGGCAGUUUAAGGAAGCUGAUGCUACAGCUCAAGGUCUUCUCCAGAGAAUGACUAACACCAAGUUUGUUGGCAUGAUGCUUCUACUGAAUGCAGUUCUACCUCAUCUCAACACCCUUAGCAAGGUGUUCCAAAAAGAUCACACAUGCUACACCUUCAUCAGACCUACACUUGAGAGCACCAAAUCCAGAAUUUCUGAAAUCUAGUCCUCCUUUGACCUUGUUUUUGAGUUUCAAACAGCCAUUCAGCCUAGUGGGGACUAUGCUUCUUUGGAACUGGAGCUUAAAGAUGAUGGCCAGGUUGAAGCAUUCUUGAACAAUCUUGUAGUUGCCCUCGAGAGGAACCUAGAUACAAGAUUGCAAGAGGCAGCACCCGUUCUUGAGGCAUUUUCCAUCUUCAAUCCGAGCUGCCUUCCAAAGUCAGAAGACCCAGCCUUCAAGAAGUAUGCUGUGGAUGAAGUAAAAAUGCUGUGCAAGCAGUUCCAGUUUGACAAAGAUCACACACUUGCACAGUGGUACAACUUCAAGUGCCUGAUUUCAUCAUGGAAGGUACCCUCUGCUGUUCUCCGGGGGAAAGAUGACCAUUCUCCAACUGAGUUCAUUCUAAGAAAAGUUGUUUAA